Messenger RNA from Galleria mellonella (greater wax moth), 10210 nucleotides. RefSeq names its product piezo-type mechanosensitive ion channel component (gene Piezo). Lineage: Eukaryota; Metazoa; Arthropoda; Insecta; Lepidoptera; Pyralidae. The transcript is spliced from 53 exons. The record is from RefSeq and is a predicted model, not a curated record. Bases 218 to 7597 code for a protein of 2459 amino acids.
AUUUGAAUUUAGUUUUUGGUCAAACAAGUGUCAUUUCGGGUGUGGAAGAUGUUGCUUGUGUUUUUGUUUUUCAAAAUAAUUUAGGUAUUCAUGUCUUAAAAUGAUUCUUAGACAUGCUGACAUUUUAAAUCAAAAACACUCAAAUUAUUUCUAUAGGUUAGAAGUGAUUUUGUGUAAAUGAAGUGAUUUUAGUUUAGCUGUACAUUAAGAUAAAGCCAUGGCUAAAUACUACUUUACAAUCUUGAUGGUGAGGCUUGUGCUGCCAGCAGGACUUCUUCUCAGUAUAGCACUACGUCCGUUCGGCCUCUCGUUGAUAUAUCUGUUGCUGUAUUUAUUAGCACCAUUGCCCCAAGUUCCAGACUCACAAACGUUUAGCGGAAUAAGGGGCAAAUACCUUCUCCUUAAUGUGGUAGUGUCAGUUUUACUUUUGAUGGUGCAUAUUGCAUGGCACAGUGCUUUGGCAGCGUUCACUCCCUAUGGCUCGUUACUUGAUCAGUAUCCGAUCAUACAAAAGAUUGGACAUAAUUUGGGUCUGGUUUCGUACGCUGGGAUAGAUCCUCUAAUGGCCGUCCAUUAUUUAGCACCUGAGCUAGUUAUGACAAGUGUAUCCCUGGUGGUAUACUUAGUGGUCAAAAAACUGGUAACUGGACCAACGACUGAUAUUCAAAAGAAAGACUCCAAACAUCAGCGGUAUCCACUUCUUACUAGCGCUGGCAAAUAUUUAUCGCUGUUCCUUAUAAUGUUCUCCGGUAUUAUGCGACCGAGUGUAACCUCCGGGAUAUAUUUCCUGGUGUUCAUGGGCGCAGCAACUGCGUGGGCUCUGGGACGUCCUCUCGAGCGCGGCUUUGCGGUCGUCGGUCGCUGUCUGAUGGCCAUCAUGUCUGUCCAUAUACUAGUUCUCAUCGUAUACCAAUGCUCUUGGCUUAUUGCUAUUUACCCACCAGAUAUGGAUUUCGCUAGGUAUUUUGGUCUCACAAAAUUGGUUGUAAUAAAUGAUACGGACCCCAUGGCCUUUAAAUAUGAAGUAACGGAAGACCAUAUGUGGGCCACGCUGGCGAGUCCUUUAGUCAUUCUCUUCACAUACUUUAUUCUCGCUAUAGAAACCAGAGAACUAUUUAAACCGAAGGUUGCAUAUUCAUACAUAAAUUCCAAAGCACUCCACGGGAACGCCAGUGAGACCACUCCUCUAUUGCGCAACAUCAGUCCCAACAAACGGUGGUCGAGCAUUCGCUCCGGGUCGGUGACCAGGCAGCUGCACCAGGACUCCACCGGCUCCGUAGUUGUACCUGAUGAAGAGUCAGUCAUAGAAGCGGACGCACCGACCCUAAUAGAUGACAUCAUUGCAGCUGUUAUAGAUUUCUUCCAAGUUCUAGUCAGAUCGUCGUACAUAGCGACUACGAUCACCAUGAUGGCGUGGAGCAUAAUGUUCCACUCGUGGCUAACGUUCGUGUUCCUCAUGUGGGCGAACAUCGUGUGGCUGUGCCAGGAUCAGCGCUCGUUCAUGCUGAAGACCAGCCCCGUGCUGGUGUGUUACGCGAUGCUGCUGUUACUCGCGCAGUAUAUAUACGGCAUGAAUCUCACCGAAGCAGAGUUACCGUCUAAUAUUACGGAGGUGAAUCUCCGGCAGAUAGGGCUGGGCCGCAGCGAGGGCGAGGCGUGCGUUCCAUUGUUAAUUAAGUCGCUGUUCACGUGCAUGUUCUGGGUAACGCUGCGCCAGCGCGUGCAGGAGCUGCGCCAGCGCCGCCAGUCGGCCGUCAUCACAGACAUGGCUGCGCCGCUGCAGCUCACCGUCUCCACCGCUGCCAGUGUAAUGGAAGCGCAGCGCGAAGAAGAGUCCCGCUCACGGCUGCUGCGCGCGCUGGGCGAGUGGCUGCGGGCCGCCUGCGCUCGCUACUGGAUCUACGUCGUCGUCAUCAUGCUAUUCGUCAUCGGCGUCACCGGCGACCGGAUGACCAUAUUCCGCAUCAUAUACAUGUUCCUGUUCCUCGUGUUUAUACUCAUGUUCCAGAUAAGUUGGUACUGGUGGCGAAGACUGAUGUAUGUCUUCUGGAUAACUGUCAUCAUUUAUUCGAUGAUAAAUCUCAUACUUAUAUACAUAUACCAGUUCGACAACUUUUCUAAAACUAUAGAGGCUUAUCUUAUGAUUAAUGAAAGACUGCAACAUGACUUAGGCCUGGAGCCUUACCACCCGGCGGAUUUAUUCGUCAAAUUACUAACUCCGACUUUGUUCCUUAUUAUCACGAUAAUGCAAGUACACUAUUUCCAUAAAGAUUUUAUGGCAUUAUCGGAUCCGAAAACUAGAACAAAUAGUGUCGCAAAAGACGUUGAAUCUAGCAGACCUAGUCAAGCCGGCGCUUCCACUAUAAAAGACGAUCUCCCCCAACUACCGUUUGAAGAGGAGCGGCCACGGUCAGCGGAGGUUGAUGAUAGAAGUAUCACAGAAGCUGAAAAUUCUAUGGAUGUGUCUUCCAUAAACACCGCCGCUAGACGAUCGCUUCAUAGGAAACCAUCACGGUCGUACGCUGUACGGAUGCGGGAUGGCGCAAAUGGGUUCUCAACACAUUAUGAGGACGUGCGCCUAAAGCUACACAUAUUCGCUGACAGACUUUUCAUCUAUCUCGACAUACAUCUCGUCAAAAUUAUAUUUUUGGCGCUCAUGCUACUCAGCGUAUUUAAUGUAUGCGCCAUGCACGUGCCAAUAAUGUUGAUAAUCUGCCCGGCGCUCUGGCUGAGCGCGAGGAAGCAACGGUUUUGCGUACUGCUGAUAUCUACACUUAUCAGCAUCUACCUCAUGGCUAAGAUGGUGUAUCAGAUCGAAUACAUCAAACAUGACUUUUUCAACGUCAAUUGUAGUACAGUUGGUGAGAAUGACACUAUGAAUGUAACGACUUACAAUAACGCUGAGUGGGUUGGCUUCAUGAAGGCUCGCCGCACUCGUCCUCUAGUCGUACUGCUUAAGGGAUACAUUGGUCUAAUAGCCGUGUUCACUUUCUACUCCCUCGUCACGUACAGACAACAAUCGAAACGGGAAAUGGGUCUACUACCAAAAGGCAAAGACAAGGUUAUGUUCCCGGAAGUAACACGGAAAGAAGCCGAUAUAGAUAUGAUCCACUGUAUAAAAUAUUUAAUAAAUUAUGGUUUCUAUAAAUUUGGAGUUGAGAUAACCCUGAUGUGCCUGAUGGGCGUGAUCGGGUCGCGCAUGGACGUGUACGCGGUGGUGUACGCGGGCUGGCUGCUCGCGCUCGUGUCGAUGCGGCGCGCGCGCCAGGCCCGCGUGUGGGCCGCCUUCUGCCUGUGCGUCACCGUGCUAGUGCCCGCGCAGUACGUGCUCGCUGUCGGCUUCCUGCCGCAGUUCUGUAUCCAGUACCCGUGGAGUGGAGAUGCGCAGCAAAUGAAACACAUCCGGACGUGGCUAUUCCUCCCAUACGCUGCGGAGCCGCCGCACGCGAUGAAGCUCGUUUUCGAUUACUUCCUGCUUUUGUUCGCCACGCGGCAGUUGCGGGUGUUCAAGAUAGAAAAAAUCCAAGGUGAAUCAUACCCGGGCGGCUCCAACAGCGAGAAUAUUGGCAAGGACUGGGAGACGCCGAAUUUUGUCAACCCCGUGCCAGACUUCCUUAGCAAUGUUAGCACAUGGCUUGAUGUGUUGAAACGUAUGGUAUUCCUCGGAAUGCUCUGGGUGACGCUCGCCAUAAUGUUCAUGACGGGCACUAAUCGAGUGAACCUGUUCUCGAUGGGCUACCUCAUAGGUUCCUUCAUCUUCCUUUGGCAAGGGACAGACUUUUAUUUGAGGCCUAAAGAAGCUAUUUUGCAAUGGUGGUCGUGGCUACUUCGAUACAACAUAUCAGUGGUGGUAGUAAAAGCAUUGCUACAAAUCCCAGGCUGCAUCUUCAGCACUGUGAUGCAGAAUCACGCAUGCUGGCUCGUGCAACUUCUGGGCAUAGGAUGCGUCGACAAAUUUGCUGGUGGGAAUAUAGCACGGUUCCUCAAGAUGGAUUACAAUAAGGAGGCAACAUGUUCGGUUCCGCAAGAGGACAUCGGGCUCGCGUGGGACGGCGUUUGUUUUGCCUUCCUCAUACUGCAGCGGCGGUUGUUCCACAGUUACUACUUCUACAGAGUCAUUGACGAGAGUAAAGCCACUACUGUGCUUGCAUCAAGAGGUGCGGAAUUGAUAGAAGAGUUACGGCAAAAACAAAUGCAGGUACAAGAAGAACAGGAAGUAAAGAUAUUGGAGAAGAUAAAGGUGAAAAUGGAGAGGAUAAAGGCUAACCAGAAAAAAAUACAAGGCGUUAUGACAAAAGAACCUCACCAACAUGACACAGGAAGUGAAUCAAGUCCAAUUAGACGUCGAGUAUUCACGAGAAGACACGAAGCGCGAGACAGACUACCGUACAAGCAGCCCGCCAGCCAUCAGAAGGCGGUGCGUUCCGGAGAUUACUACAUGUUCGACGAAUUUGAUGACACCGAAGUGCCCUUGAAAGAUGAAGACUCCAGUUCUGAUGAAGACGCUCCUAAAGAAAUGGGUUUUGGGAAGAUGCGUCGUCGGUCGUCGCAAGCAGACAUAACUCAAGCUGACGGCGUAAAUUUGCCGAUGUCAGAACGCGAUCAGGAUCGAGAACGUGAUCGGGAUCGGGACAGGGACGGACAAGUGUCGGAACUAGAUGAUUACACUGCAAUGCCCGAACAAGAGACCUGGUUCGAUAAACUGAAGCAUUACUUGGAGACGGCGUGGGCGUUUAUAUCGAGCUUUUUAAUAUCGUUGACGCGUCACCUAAUGAAGUACUCGCGCGACUAUCGAUACGUGUCACGGACGCUAUCUAUCGAAAAGAGAAUACUCAAGGAAAAAGAAGGGUUCGGUAUAGGCAUAAGAGAAGGUUCGCAAAUGAUAUGGGAACCGCUGCCCGAAACACUUGUCCAUCAUAAGGACGUGACGCUGCUAGAAGAGCAAGACGACUCGAUGUUCAAGCAGGGCAGGUCGCCGAUUGUGUACUUGGCGUACGCCAUCUGGUACGCUGUACUAGCGCAUACCGACAUCGUUUGUUACAUCACUGUGUUCAUCAAUCAGAUUCAAUCUGCAACAAUACUGUCUAUACCGUUGCCCCUGAUGGUGUUCUUAUGGGGGACGCUUACUAUACCGCGGCCUACUAAGACAUUUUGGGUGACGCUGAUUGCCUAUACUGAGGUUAUCGUCCUCAUCAAGAGCAUGUUCCAAUUCGAAAUCCUGCCGUGGAACCAGAAGGCGAUCCCGGCGAAUAUGCCGUUCACCGCGCCGCGAAUCAUCGGCAUCGAGAGGAAGAGUAACUACGCGCUAUACGACUUAUUGCUGCUGCUGAUCAUAUUUUUACACAGAUUUAUGCUGAAGUCCCUGGGUCUGUGGAAGGAGUCGACGCCGGAGAUCGAAUUACGCGAGGACAUGGAGUACCAGCUGAGGCCUGAGGAUACUCAGCUGGUGGUUGACGGGCGCGCCGCAGAAGUCGGUCGCAAGUACGUGCAAUUGCACGACACCACCGGACCAAACGACGAGGAAGCGGAGCCAAAUGGAUCACUAUCACAGGCGGAACGCGAAAUAAAGCUUGCAGAGAAACACGACCGCGAGGUGAUGCUAGCAGAGCAGCAUGAACACGAGCCUGGGCCUUCUAAACAAGAUGAUGACCAUUACAAGGUUAACGACGACCAAGAGCCAAUAAUAGCUGUUACGACUACGAUGGAAGAUACAUACAAACAUUAUCCCAAAGUGAUUCUAUUAUCAAUAAAACGCUACUUGCGUCCAACGCAUCGUUUCUUCAAGCGUAUGCUGGCGCCGGGCGCCCGUGUCACCGCUGAUAUCUACGCCUACAUGUUUCUCUGCGAUUUCUUCAACUUCCUCGUUGUUAUAUUCGGAUUCGCCGCUUUUGGGACCCACCAAGGCGACGGCGGCGUACAAGCGUAUCUAGAAGAGAACAAAGUACCAAUCCCGUUCCUGGUGAUGUUGAUCCUGCAGUUCGCUCUGAUCAUCAUCGAUCGCGCGCUCUAUUUGCGCAAGUUCAUGCUCGGCAAGAUACUGUUCCAGUACGCACUCAUUAUUGGCGUGCAUGUGUGGAUGUUCUUCGUGCUUCCAUUCAUCACCGAGAGGACGUUCAACGCCUUGCUGCCGCCGCCGAUGUGGUACAUGAUGAAGUGCAUAUACCUGUUGCUGUCCGCGUACCAGAUCCGCUGCGGGUACCCGCGCCGCAUCAUCGGCAACUUCCUCUGCAAGUCGUACCACUUCCUCAACAUGAUAUUCUUUAGAGGCUUCAUGGCUGUGCCGUUUGUAUUCGAGCUCCGCACGUUAAUGGACUGGAUAUGGACCGACACCUCUAUGACUUUAAUGGACUGGCUCAAAAUGGAAGACAUUUUUGCAAGCGUGUUUUUGCUUAAGUGCUCGCGAUACGUGGAGGACGAGUACCCACAACCGCGCGGUGUAAAGAAAUCGAGCACGUCCAAAUACUUGCUCGGCGGCGGAGUGCUUGCCUUCGUGAUCGCCAUUAUAUGGUUCCCUCUUGUGUUCUUCGCGUUUGGUAACUCGGUCGGAGAACCAAACCCGCCAACAGACGUUACGGUGAAGAUUCGUAUCGGUCCAUUUCUACCCGUCUACCAGAUGUCGGCGCAGUCCCACAACAUCGAUCUCUACACAGAGCAGGACUACACGCAACUGAGCAACCUGUACGCGCGCGAUCGUACUGCGCAAACGUUCCUCUCCAACUACAUGUACAACGACGUCGCAGUCAUCACCAUCAAUCCCAACUCGACUAUGAAGUGGGAGAUCUCACCGCCCGAACUCGACCGGCUCGAACGAGAGGCCAUGUCCAAUGCCUCCCUACUGGUGAAGUUCACAUACGUGAUCACUCACCCAACGAACGCGGUGCCGAACCCGCCUACUAUCGAAGACCACCGCGAGGUGGCGCUCGAUGCAUUCGUAAAUAAUAAACCCAACCCACAGAGGGAAAUCCUGCUCAAACUACUCUCCGGGAAAGCUGAGUCGGAUUCUUGGUUACACGUAAAAAAACUGUUCCCAAAAUUCGUCAAAGUGUUCAACAAAGGUACCGCUAAAGCGGCAUACCAACUCAUGCCAGAAGUUCCUGAUGAUACUGAUGAAGACGCUCGAUUGUUCCGCGAUGUGCAACUCCGCUUAGAAAGAGAUGGUAACGGUAUGUACUGGCGGGUGCGCGAGUACUGCAAACCGGGCCAGGACUCGUUGUCGUCUAUCCCAAUGAACAAUUGCAACAUGCUGGUCAUGUACACUUUCAACGACAAACUGUUCCCUGAGACACUCAACUUUAUUUCAGGCAGCGGAAUUAUCGGCUUGUAUACCACAUUCGUAUUCUUGGCGUCUCGAGUACUUCGAGGCUUCUUCUCCGGGAUUUACACAAAGAUUAUGUUCGACGAUUUGCCGAACGUCGACAGAGUACUGCAGCUGUGUCUAGAUAUUUAUUUGGUACGCGAGGCCCUCGAGCUGGCUCUCGAAGAAGAUCUAUUCGCAAAACUGGUGUUCUUGUAUAGAUCACCGGAAACUAUGAUAAAAUGGAGUCGACCGAAGGAGGAAGAUGCAGAAGAGCAGAGAGCGCUGCCGCCUUCGCGUUGAGUUUAAUAACACAGUGAAACAAACAAAUUACUAUUAUAUGGUUCUCAGCUCUCUUGUUAAUAAUGCACAUUUGCAAGUAUAAAAUGUGCUUGCUUGCUUUUGCAUAAAAGAGCAUACAUAUAUAAUUGGUGCUGCUACAAUUCGCGGUCAAAUAAAACUUGAUCAAAACCAUAGACAGAAAAAUUUGCUCAGUAGAUAUUAAAACGGUCUACUGUGCAAUUUAAGUCAUGUGGUGCUGAUAUAAUGCUCAAGUUAUUGCCGAUAUAUUUGACAUUUUUUUAUUAUUAUAUGCCAUACCAUAUGAUAACAUGGGAGUCCCAUGAAAUGCACGUUCAUAGUUCAGUCAGUGCUUAGAAGAUAUACGGGUUAUGUCUUAUAUUUAUUUAUAUAUUUUAACAAAACGCGUCAUGUAGCAGUUGCGUUUUUAGAUACGUAAGUUGUACAGAAAUAUUUAAAGUAAAUUUAAGAAUAAGUCAAUUCGAUUGGGGAAUCGUUACGCAUUUAAUAUUAAAAUUAUUAAAGAAAUAAUGGAAAUAUUAUGAAUAUCGAUACGCACAUCUUUAUUGUCUAGUUAUAAUUUUGCAGGUUCUAGAUCCGUUUAUGGCUUCAUGUCUUUAAUUUUUCAGUGCAAUUGCUAUUUUUAUACAAAUACGUAGUUUAUACUAUAGGUAUAUUAUUAAUUUAUAAUGAGAAAGAAAAACAAUUUAUUCUGUACAGUGGCGGCACACUAGAUCUAAAUGUACACAUAGGUAUAAUGUCCCACAAAAAUUUAAAAGUGUGUUAAAUUAUUAAUAAAUUAAUUAUCAAACAAUUAAAAUUCACAACGUGGCUAUAAUCUAUAUGUAAUUUGUAUAUUAGCAAAUAUAACUGUUCAUAAAUAACUUACAAUGAAAAAACGAUUGAAUUACCUAGUAACAGAACACUUUUUGCAUUUGUAAUUCGGAGAGUUUUGCUGUUUCUAGGUAGUAAAAAAGACUUAUGCUUAAUACUUACUAUAACCAAAAGUAUGUAUUAAGUCUAUUUAUAAUUAAAUACUCAAAAAAUUUGCUUGCAAUACCUGUUUGUACAAGCUUACUAAAUUUUUAUUAUUAGUUAUCUCAAUCUAUGAAAAUAGACAAAAAUUUGAAUAUCUACGAGGAUUUUCAAUUAUAUUUUCUGGGUUCAUUGUCAUAUUGUGUUCAUAUACUUUUUUUAUUUCUACUUUGAAAUUUAUUUCAUUUUAAUAUCGAGUAUCCUAUCGAUCUAGAACCUUUAAUCUCGACGAAUCAAAUUAAGACAUGGACCGGAUCAUGAAAUAACGAUCUGAACUUUUGACUAUGAAUGAUUAUUACAAAAUAAAACGACAGAUCUGUAUUUAUUAAUAACAUAUAUUCAAAAUUAGCCUAAUAUAGUACUUAAAAAUAUAACAAAAUAACGAACUUUUAAAGAAUUACAGUUAUUCAAAGUCCGUCUAUUGUGCAUAAGAGCACCCGAACAUACUAAUUCCCUUUUUUGCUGUAAUGUACAAAUGACAACUGAUACAAAUAUAAUAAACUGAGGCAUUUGGAGAACUUAUAAUAAUUGAAUUGCUUAAAAUUUGUAAAAGGAGGCUUCCAAUAAAAUCUAUACUUAUGUUCGGGUGACACUAGUAUCAAUUAUAAUCAGAUUUGUUUUAUUCGUUCAAAUAAUUAUAACACAAAACACCAAUAGUGGUUUAAUAAACUGCUUAUAUGUUUAUAGCUUAUCAUCUCGCAUUGAAAUAAACAAUGGAUUAUUUUGGUGUUGAUGAUAUUGUUUUAAAGAAACUAUGUCUAGUUGCUACUUAUAAAAUAGGAACUUUCUUAGUGCUACAUUGUUCCAUAUUAUGUGCCCUACCAUUAGGGCGAAGAUUCUAAAUAGAUGAGACCUGAAAAUUAUACCUUAUUACUACCUAUAAUUAAUAGUCCACAAUCUUAUAUUUACUUUUUUUUAUAUUUACCCAAAUAUAUUAUGUACUAUUUAAUACGAUUAGGCCCAAGAUAUUUGUGAGUACUAUAAUUGUACUUACAAAUAUUUUAGGCCUAAUCGUAUUAAAUAGUACAUAGUAGUACCUGUCGUUAUGAAAAUAACAUCUUUUUCCAUUUCACGGUAGAAUUGUUAUUGUAUAAAAAAAUCUUCCAUAAUUAUACAAAAUUAUACAUGGAAAUGAAAGAUUUUUACUUAAGAAAAUAUUUCAUUAAAAAAUAGGUAGGUAUGUAGCAAAAUCCGCCUAUUUCAGACGUCCGACACCUUAGUUUUAGACCAAAACGUCUAAAUGAGAAUAGGUAUUAAAUCUUUUAUUUCUAUGACUGUAAUACUAAAAUACUAUUUAUACAUGUUUUAAAUGUUUUUACCCUGUUUAUAUUUUAUUAAAAAAUUUAUGUUAUAAUGACUGUUAUUUACUUACAGCUUAAUAUGUGUAUAUAAAGAAUAAAAGGCAAGUCUCUGAUAAUAUGAACGGAUUUUGUUUAAAUAUACCUCAAGUCUUAAGUGUUGCAUUUGAUAAAUUUAUAAAUUAUUGAAGUAUGUAAGAUUUAUUACUUAUACAUUUUGUAUCAUGAUUGUUAAGCUACACUUAAUGUCGUCGAUUUGUGUUAAUAAAAAGUAUAUAUAACA